Diaporthe batatas is the source of this 3199-nucleotide messenger RNA. RefSeq lists its product as uncharacterized. The record is from RefSeq and is a predicted model, not a curated record. The transcript is spliced from 5 exons. Gene Ontology annotation, biological process: protein phosphorylation; intracellular signal transduction. Gene Ontology annotation, molecular function: protein serine/threonine kinase activity; ATP binding. The coding region runs from base 467 to 2998 and encodes 843 amino acids. Gene Ontology annotation, cellular component: cytoplasm. Lineage: Eukaryota; Fungi; Ascomycota; Sordariomycetes; Diaporthales; Diaporthaceae.
AUAAUCACCCCCCCCCAAUCCAUCAAUCCUAGCACUCUGACUCGUCGGCGCAUGUGCAAGGUGGAAAUGAUCAGUGAGGCUGAGAAGAGCUGAGCUGGGCUGGAUUGGAUUGGAUUGAUAAAUGUUUGCUUGCCUUAUGGGGGGGGACGCGAAGGAGGAAAAGAACGAAUGACAUAUGAUAUGACCCCCAUCGAUUCCUCCUCGACCUGUUGCUCUCUCUUUUCCCCUCUCCUUUUUUUUGUUGGCUGACAACCAGCGCUUCUCUUUGCUGCUGCCCCUGAGAGGGAAUUGCAAGGGAAUAUUGCGACAGAGAAGGCCGACCCAGACGACAGCAAACCAAACGAAACAUUUCCCCAGGAUCUGAGGGUGUAGGGAUCAACACAUUUAGAGUUUCCCUCUUGCGCCGGGGUCCCUGAGCAUACUCCGUACACCCACCCAGCAUUAAUAUCCUUAAUCCGCCCGCCCAAUGGAGGCCAUAUCACCACCACCACCACACCCGGCAGCGCAGUCGGCGCCAGCGCUGAUCUCGAGGCAGAGUGCCCCUCCAUCCGGCGCCCCACGAGACGCCGUGGAGACGACGACCAUGGACCUGGAUCUGGGUUCGAAUCUGGAUCAAGCCCACAGCCGAGAAACAACAAGGGACGUGCAAGUGGACAUGGCCAGCGAUGAUCCCUCGGCGCCCAGCAUCCUCUCCCCCGGUAUCAAGGUAGAGUUUCAUGGCAGCGGCGCAUCGACGUCGACCAUGCCACCCUCCCAGCCAACCCGCGACAGCAGAGGCGGCGAUGGUGUGGACAGCGCUCGGCCUCCCAUCGCCCCUCAUCCUCGAUCUGCACCUGCUGUCCAACAAUAUUCGAGCCCAAUGAGACACCACAAGAGGACCCCUAGUCAACAUCGUGUGGUCAAGGAGACCCUCAACGCCCGCUCCGAAUAUACAAACGACGACUCAGACGGCCGCUCGCACCAUGUCAUCAACCAGUACACCAUCAAGGAGGAGAUAGGCCGCGGAUCCUACGGUGCUGUCCACCUCGCCGUGGACCAGUUCGGCAAUGAAUACGCCGUCAAGGAAUUCUCAAAGACCCGGCUGCGCAAGCGCGCGCAGUCCAACAUCCUGCGCCGCGGCCCCAGGCGCGGGCCCGGCCGCUUCCCACCGCAGCCCCGGACGGCCGCCGACGCCGACGCCGACGCCGACGGCGGGCCCGGGUCCGGGCCGGGCAUGGACCCGACCGUGUCGUACCAGCUGCGCGACCACAAGAAGUCCGAGGCCAACGACUCGCUGUUCCUGAUCCGCGAGGAGAUCGCCAUCAUGAAGAAGCUCAACCACCCCAACCUCGUGUCGCUGAUCGAGGUGCUCGACGACCCGGAGGAGGACUCGCUCUACAUGGUGCUCGAGAUGUGCAAGAAGGGCGUCGUCAUGAAGGUCGGGCUGGGCGAGGCCGCGGAGCCCUACAGCGAGGAGACGUGCCGCUACUGGUUCCGCGACCUGAUCCUCGGCAUCGAGUACCUGCACGCCCAGGGCGUCGUCCACCGCGACAUCAAGCCCGACAACCUGCUGCUGACCGACGACGACGUCCUCAAGAUCGUCGACUUUGGCGUCAGCGAGAUGUUCGAGAAGCCCGAGGACAUGCGCACCAAGAAGUCGGCCGGGUCGCCCGCCUUCCUGCCCCCCGAGCUGUGCGUCGCCAGGCACGGCGACGUGAGCGGCACCGCCGCCGACGUGUGGAGCAUGGGCGUGUCGCUGUACUGCCUGAGGUACGGCCACAUACCCUUCAACCGCGCCGGCGUGCUGGAGAUCUACGAGGCCAUCAAGGAGGAGACGCCAGUCCUGCCGGACGACGAGGACGACAACUUUAGGGACCUCAUCAUGAGGCUGAUGGAGAAGGACCCGGAGCAGAGGAUAACGAUGCCCGAGAUCAGGGAACACCCGUGGGUCACAAGGGACGGCACCGACCCGCUCCUGGGCGCCGAGGAGAACUGCUCCGAGCUCGUCGAGGCCCCCAACGAGCUCGAGGUCAGCCACGCCUUCACGCGCCGCAUGGGCCACCUGCUCUGCGUGAUGAAGGCCAUCUCAAACUUCAAGUCCCUCCUCUCGUCCCGGUCGUCGCGCACAAACAGCCCCAGGACGAGCCUCUUCCCCGAGGACGCCGCCGAGCUGUACAACAACAACAACAACAACAACAACAACAACAACAACACCAGCACCAGCGCAAACCACGUCCCCCGCUGGACCCGCCUCCACAAGCCCAAGCCCUCGGCGGACGAGCACGACCUCGAGGCCCUCAGGCGCGCAAACGAGGAGCACGCCGCCCGCCUCCUGGAGCAGCGCAAGCACGUCCUCCAGAGCAGGGGCGGCAGCGCGUCCGGGCCCUUCGGGCUCCCCGUCAAGCCCCAGCCACCGCACAGGAACAGGAGCGGCGACAGCGGCAUCUCCUCGGACCAGGGCGGCGGCGGCCCGACGGAGGAGGAAUCAGGCCGCAGCCACGGGGAGCGGGACCCGGCCGCCUCGCCGGGGGUCCCCGCGCUGCUGGGGAUCGGGACGGGCGGGCGCGACGACGGCGGCGACAACAACAACAACCUGGCGGAGGAUGGGGGUGGGGAUGGGGGAGAGGAGGGGCAGGGGCAGAUGUCGGUGGUGGCCGACUCGCCCGGCGCCGUGGACUUCAACGUGUACGACCGCGCGUACGAGGAGGAGGUCGCGCGCAUCAAGAGGGCGGGCGGGCAGCCCAGCGUGUACAUGACGUGGCACCUCGGGUCCAAGGGGCGGUUCCACGGGGACGGGGGCCUGGACGUGCGGGAGGAGCACGGCGACGGGGAGGCUGCCGCUGCUGGUGGUGGGGAGGGGGGCAGGGAGGCUGGUGGUGAUAACAAGGCCGCGGGGGCGUUCAGGGGGAACAGGUUUGCCGAGCUUGUCUCGCAGACUAUCCGGGACACGAGGGCCCGGAGCCAGGAGGGCGAGGGCGGGGGCGGGGGGGAGAAGGGGGCUGAAGAGGAGGGGAGCUGAGGUGAGGUGGUGCGGUGGUAUAUACGUGCUCGUGCGUUGAGAUACCUCCGCUCCGAGUCGAGUGCACACGAGGACUCGAGCGGGGGCGGAUAUAUAAUCUUGGGGCGGCUGUGGACAUAUACACAUAUAUGAUCGACCCGUUGGGCGUCGGGAUGGCUAAUUAGCAACAAAUGAUACCUGCCAGAGUGCAAUGUUUCCUAG